This is a messenger RNA of Notolabrus celidotus (New Zealand spotty), 5579 nucleotides long. It is a transcript of the gene plcg2, whose product is annotated as phospholipase C, gamma 2. The record is from RefSeq and is a predicted model, not a curated record. The transcript is spliced from 35 exons. Gene Ontology annotation, biological process: phosphatidylinositol-mediated signaling; positive regulation of epithelial cell migration; phospholipid catabolic process. Bases 253 to 4017 code for a protein of 1254 amino acids. Lineage: Eukaryota; Metazoa; Chordata; Actinopteri; Labriformes; Labridae. Gene Ontology annotation, molecular function: protein binding; phosphatidylinositol-4,5-bisphosphate phospholipase C activity.
AAAAUCAGGGUGCCUCCAUGUCCGCGUUUCAACCUCAUAAGGUUUCUGAAGGAUUGCAGACAAGUUAUAAUCGUCUCCUUUUUCCCUUUAACACGGAAACAAACAGAGAUAGAGGAACUGACCCUUUGCGGCUGGCCUUUUUGUCAACACUCUACAUCCUCCCCAGCUUUAUUUCAUUACUUCCAAACAUGAGCAGAUAGAAAACGGGUUUUCAGAGCUGAAAGGGAUCGAGUUCACUUGUAAGCUGCAGAGAUGGCCUGGAGUGGUCAGCAGGGCGAGAUGACGGAGUACAAGAAGAUUCUGAUCAAGCGUGACUUGGAGAUGGGUGUGGUCAUGACGGUGUUUCGACAAAAGGUAGAGCGGCUCACCGUGCAGGUUAUCAUGGAGACCCGGCAGGUGGCCUGGACGCGCACUGCAGACAAGACUGAUGGUGUCUUGGACCUGUUUGAGAUCAGAGAGGUCCGUCCAGGGAGGAACUCCAAGGACUUUGAGCGCUUUAAAGAUGGAAAAGACAAACACGAGGACAACACCUGCUUCACCAUCUUCUAUGGCUCACAGUUUGUCCUCAACACACUGAGUCUGGGAGCUGAUUCGGUGGAAGAGGCACAAAAAUGGCUGUUUGGACUAGAACUGCUGAGAGAAGAGACACUGGCAGCCCCUACUCCAGUUCUUAUAGAGAGCUGGCUGAGGAAGCAGAUGUAUUCAGUCAAUCAGACAAAAACAAACAGCAUCUCCAUGAAGGAGCUGAAGGCUCUGCUUCCUCUGCUGAACUACAAGGCCCCCAGCUCCAGAGUCCUCAAAGACAAAUUCCAGGAAAUUGGAGCAAAAAAAGACAAGCUGGACUUUGAGCAUUUUCAUAAACUGUAUAACCAUAUAAUGUUUGAACAAAACGAGAUACUUGAAGAGUUCAAAAAGGAAACGUGUUCCUUUAUUCUGGGUAACACAGACAAACCAGAUGCCUCAGCAGUUCUGCUCCAUGACUUCCAGAGAUUCCUCAUCAACCAGCAGAAGGAGCCCUGGGCCAGUGAUCUGAACCAGGUCAGAGACGUGAUGACCACCUUCAUCGACGACACAAUGAGAAAAACCAACGAUCCUCAGUUCAUUGUCAGCGAGUUCCUCAGCUUUCUGUUCUCUAAAGAAAACUCUGUGUGGGACGAGAAGUUCUCAGAAAUCUGCAACCUGGACAUGAACUACCCUCUGUCCCAUUACUGGAUCAGCUCCUCACACAACACAUACCUGACAGGUGAUCAGCUCCGCAGCGAGUCGUCCACAGAGGCUUACGUUCGCUGUCUGCGUCUGGGAUGUCGCUGUGUUGAAUUGGACUGCUGGGAGGGGCCCGGGGAGCCCAUCAUCUACCACGGCUGGACCAGAACCACCAAGAUCAAGUUUGAGGAUGUGGUCAAAGCUAUAAACAAUCACGCCUUUGUGGCAUCAGAAUUCCCGCUCAUCCUGUCCAUAGAGGAGCACUGUUCCCUCGAGCAGCAGCGUCAGAUGGCUCGUAUCUUUAGAGACGUGUUCGGAGACAAGCUGCUGACCGAACCUGUGGAGCAAAUGGCAGAGCAGCUGCCUUCACCUACACAGCUGAAGGGCAAGAUCAUACUCAAGCACAAGAAGCUGAGUGUGGAGGGAGGAGGAGUCAGUCGAGACUUCAAAAAGGGUCAGAAACAGGGGGAUCUGGAUAUCUGGGACCCUGUGGAUCAGCGGUGGAAUAGGCACUACUGCGUGAUCUCUGAUGACAAACUGUACUAUGCAGAGGAGUACGAGGAGGAGGAUGAAGAUCCCAGAAAGUACCAGGACCUGCACAGCUCAGAGCCCUGGUUUCACGGUCGCAUCAAGGAGGGCAGGCACAUGGCCGAGCAACUGAUCCAUGAUUUCUGUGUGGAGACCGGGGGAAGAGACGGCACCUACUUGGUCAGAGAAAGCUUUACCCAGGCUACAGGCUUCACCCUCUCCUUCUGGCGCAAUGGGAGAGUCCAGCACUGUCGCAUUCAUUCAAGUCAAGAUGGCUGUCAGACGUAUUACUACCUGACCCCAAACCUGCACUUUCCCAGCGUGUACUCCCUGAUCCAGCACUACAGAGACAGCCCGCUUCGCUGCCAAGACUUUGAGCUGCGCCUCACCGACACUGUGCCACAGCCCAACCCACAUCUAUAUGAAGGGUGGUUCUACAGUAACCUGAGCAGAGGUCAGGCUGAGGAUUACUUGCUGAGGAUUCCCAGAGACGGAGCUUUCCUCAUCCGAACCAGAGAGGGAGAACCAGACUCCUUUGCCAUCACAUUCAGAGGGGAUGGGAAAGUGAAGCACUGCCGCAUCCAGAAGAAGGAAAAUACCUACCUGCUUGGCACCACUACAGAGUUUGAAAGCCUGGUGGAGCUGGUCAACUACUUCAAGAAGAAGCCACUGUAUCGGAAGAUCAAGCUACGUUACCCGGUCACUCCAAAGUUGGUGGAGCGCUUCAGUGCAGAGAAAGACUGUGCCUCGCUUUAUGAAGUCAAGACGUACGUGGAACCCAAUGAGAUUGAGCCUGCGUUGCCCCAGAGUACAGUCCGGGCCGUCUAUAGCUAUCAGGCUAAAAGACCGGAUGAACUGAGCUUCAGUAUCGGAGCUCUGAUCCACAAUGUAUCCAAGGAGAACAACGACUGGUGGAAAGGUGAUCAUGGUGGAAAGGUGCAGCUGUUCUUCCCCUCUAACCAUGUGGCGGAGACAUCCAAAGACACCCCACCUGAGACCAGAAACCAGGACAUGGAGGACAAUCCAUUAGGAGAGCUAUGUAAGGGUGUCGUGGAUAUCUCCAACUGCAACGUCCAAAACUUGAAGAAUGGAAAAAAUGGGAAGCCCAAUGUGCUGACCCUGCAGGACAUGGAGCAGGACAGUCUGCAGUUUGACCUGGCAUCAAGCUCUCUGGAGGAGUUGUUUCAGUGGUAUCAGGUGGCCUGGGGCAUCACUCAGAGAGAGAUGAGUAAGCAGUACAACAGAGAACAAGAGAUCAGACAGCAGGAGGAAGUGGAGAAGAAGGCAGAGGUUGCCAAGGAGAUGUCGGAUCUGGUGGUCUACUGUCAGCCUCGCAGCAAGGAGAAGGACCGCUUUGACAGCUACAAUUACAAAGAGAUCCGCUCCUUCGUGGAAAACAAGAUCCCUGGGAAGAGCCGCACCAAAGAGUUCCUGCGGUACAACUGCAAGGCUCUGAGUCGAAUUUACCCAAAAGGCCAGCGUGUUGAGUCGUCCAACUACGACCCAUAUCCACUGUGGGUUCUUGGCUGUCACAUGGUGGCUCUAAACUACCAGACUGCAGACAAAUACACCCAGCUGAACAGCGCCCUCUUCAGCCUGAAUGGACGCACAGGUUAUGUGCUGCAGCCGGAGUUCAUGCGGGAUGAUAGCUACGACCCGCAGCAGGAGAAGAAGAAGAUCAAGUACAACAUUUUGGUUCGGGUGAUGGCUGCAAGACACCUUCCCAAACCCGGGCGCAGCAUCGCCAGUCCGUUUGUGGAGGUGGAGCUGUGUGGACACACAGAUGAGAAGUACAAGACCGUCGUGUAUCGCGACAACGGCCUGAACCCGGUGUGGAAAGCCCCCGCAGAGCCCAUCGUCUUCUCGGUGUACGAGCCUGAAAUCACCUUCCUGCGCUUUGUGGUCAACGAGGAGGACAUGUUCUCAGACCCUAACUUCCUGGCUCAGGCUACGUUUCCUGUAAAAGGCCUCCGCUCAGGUUAUCGCUCUGUACCUUUAAAAAACGGCUACGGUGAAAACCUGGAGUUAGCCUCUCUGCUGGUCUUCUUGGAUGUACAGCAAGCAGGGAUGGCAGAGGAGGAGCUGUACUCCUCCUCUAGCCAGCUGAAGAAAAAGCAGUCAGAGUCUGGCGGGGAACCGUUCCUGUACGACACACACACCAACAUCCAGCACUCCGCCCUCCCCCGACAAAACCUCAGCAGAGAGUUCAGCACCAGCGAGAGACACAGGUCGAAAGAGAAGAAGAUAAACAACAAAAUGACCCUCCAUGAAGGCAGCAGAGUCUGACGAAAACCUGCAGAACACAGGAGUUGCAAGUCAGCUGUUACCUUGAUCACUUAGUUUGAGUUAUUGUGAAGCGUUGAAUCCUUAGAAUGUCUAAAAAAUGGACGUAGUAUCCGUGACGUCACCCAUCUGUUUCUGAAGCGCUGUUUUAGGCAAAUCGGCGUCGGCAGCCAUAUUGCUGCUGUCGAGCGUUUGUGACGUAAAGAGGCGGGCUUUGAGCCGCCUAGCCAACAGCUACAGUGUUCCCGCCUGUCAAUCAAGUCAGCUGUGCCUCUAAAUGGAAAACUCGUAAUCUUAAUAUCUUCAAAAUUGCCGUGUUAGAAAAAAAUUCCCCCCCCUCACAGUGUGAGCUGACUGAGAAAUGAACUAUCCAGACUACACUCGUCUGUUUAUUUCUGCUGUAAAGAUCGUCUUUUUCCCAUUCACGUGUAUGUGGUUUCCAGUACUUCCGGAGCCAGCCUCUCGGUGAACUGCAGCUUUUAACACUUCCACAUUGGACUCAUAUUUUUAGACGGAGGUUGCCGCUUGGUUGAAUCCGACCUGAUCCUUUAAAAAGCCAAAUUAUCACAACAAAACAAGCAAACUUUCACUGGCAGUAAUCCCCUGUGUGUUCUUCAAGAUGACUGUUUUUGUCGAUGGAGUCUCGUGGCUUCAAAUGAAAAAGGCUUCUCCCUCUUUUAACUUUUGUCUGUCUGUGAUCUGGUCUGGGAGGUUAUCAGACAAAUAUUUCAAUUUAAGCCUGAUAGUGAAAAAAAAAAGGUCACGACUGAAGUAAUCUGCUGGACCAGCAAAACCUCUCUGUACCUGAAUGGAUUUUAUUUAUAAAGAGCUUUCUGGAGUCUUGAGUCGACCUCAGAACGCUGUUACGUUACAUGUCACAUUCACACUGAUGUUAGAGGCUGCUAUGUGACGCGCCCAUCAGUGACUAAUCCCACAUCAGGAGGCAAUUUAGGACACGCCAACAUGUGGCCUGUUGGACGUGGGAUCAAACCUCCAACCUCCCCAGUGAGAGCUGACCCCUCUACCCAGGUUUAAGGUUACUUAGAUUCCCCUGCGUAGUACCAAUGUGUCGUCAAUGCUCAGGAAAUCACGAGUUUUGAAUGUUUUUAAAUCUUCUGAGAAAUGUAGGAAGCAGGUAAACGGUGUGAAGAUGUCAGAUUGUAACACAACCCCUCAUUCAGCUCGUAAUCAAACUUCAUGAUGUCAGAGGUGGGACACGCUGAUGCUGUUAUAUUUAUUAUCAGAUUGAGAGGAAUGUUUAUUGACUGAUUGAAUCGUUUCUGUGCAGCAGACCAAGCUCUGCCUCAGAGUUGAACUGUAAUGUGUCUUAUUUGAUGACCUCUGAGUGUAAAAUGAGUCUGAUAACAUAAAAAGGUUUUGCUGUGUUUUUAUUGGUGUGAUGUAUCUUUGUGUUUGAACUUUGUAGGUUGAGUCAGAUUCAUGAUGUAAGGUUGAAUCUCAUGAAAUGAAGCAUUUUGUGUAUUUAAUUGGAGGCUAGAUUUUGUUUUUCUGUGAUUCCUCCGUGACCUCAUGAGUGAAGUCAAUAAAGUCUGCUUUGUGAAAUA